CCCUAGCUUAAUUGUUUUAAAAAUAUUUAAUUUUUGAUAUUAAGAAAGAAUUAAAAUUAAAAGAGUAGAUGGGAAGUUGUGGAAGGAAUGGAGCAGUAAGGCAAUACAUAAGAUCAAAGGUUCCAAGACUAAGAUGGACUCCUGAUCUUCAUCACUCUUUUGUUCAUGCAAUUCAUACUCUUGGUGGUCCUGAAAAAGCUACACCAAAGCUUGUUCUUCAAAUGAUGGAUGUAAGAGGACUCACCAUUUCCCAUGUCAAAAGUCAUCUUCAGAUGUAUAGAAGCAUGAGGAGUGAUUGUGCUAAACAAGAAGAUGAAGAUCCCAAUUCCAUUGGAUCACACAGAAGGCAAUCUCUUGAGGACCAUCAUGAUGGAUGUCUUGAUCAUGAGCAGCAUCUCUUGAAGCCUACCUUUCAAGAUUCACAUCCUCACUUGUUUUACACUCUCCCUAGUAAAAGAGGGAAACUAGAGAGAAAAAUAAGCAAGGAUGAUCAAUGUAGGGAAAGUAGUGAUGCCAAAAGAGAGCAAGAGGACGCUAUAGGGAAUCUCAAAUGGCAACAAUCUCCUCUUUCUUUUCCACAUUUUCUCUUGCAUCCUUCUUUUGCCCAUGUAAAUGCUCUUCAUCAUCCAGAAUCUGACUUACUAAAGAUUUUCGACAAAGGUAAUGGAGAAUGUGAAUCAUUUAAGAGACGAAAAGUGGAGAGCUCGGGAAGCUUGCAAAAUGAAGACGAAGAUGAAGAAGGAUUAGCGUUGACCCUUUCAUUGCAUCACCCUUCGUCACAAAGGAGUAGUGCCGCUGGUUCGUCAACAAGCGAAAUCAGUGAGGUGUACUCGACACCUAAUGUAAAUGAUGGCACAUCGAACAAGUCUACUACUGUUGAUUUAGGCCUAUCAAUUGCUUUAUGUGGUAAUUGAAGAGUUUUAAUUUUUUCUAGAUAGUUUAAUUAUUAAUUAAUACAUAUUAUUAUCCUAUUUGUUUGUUUUAGCAUGAGUU
This is a messenger RNA of Erigeron canadensis, 993 nucleotides long. Its product is annotated as putative Myb family transcription factor At1g14600. The coding region runs from base 69 to 914 and encodes 281 amino acids. The transcript has 6 exons. The record is from RefSeq and is a predicted model, not a curated record. NCBI's taxonomy places the organism in Eukaryota, Viridiplantae, Streptophyta, Magnoliopsida, Asterales, Asteraceae. Gene Ontology annotation, molecular function: DNA binding; DNA-binding transcription factor activity.